Molecule: messenger RNA, 1335 nt
Organism: Scaptodrosophila lebanonensis
Lineage: Eukaryota; Metazoa; Arthropoda; Insecta; Diptera; Drosophilidae
Gene: Arp6
Product: actin-related protein 6
Exons: 1
Coding region: 24-1220 (398 amino acids)
Cellular component (GO): Swr1 complex
Molecular function (GO): nucleosome binding
Source: RefSeq, a predicted model, not a curated record
GACAGAUUUAUUAAAAUAGAAUAAUGGCCAAUACCACAGUUGUACUAGACAAUGGUGCGUACACGGCUAAGGUGGGACUUGCCAAUGAGGACGAACCGCAAGUGAUUCCUAACUGCAUUAUGAAGGCAAAAAGCGAGCGACGCCGCGUCUUUGUGGGCAACCAAAUUGACGAAUGCCGCGAUACAUCUGCACUUUAUUACAUAUUGUGUUUUCAGCGCGGUUAUCUCCUCAAUUGGGAUACCCAAAAAACGGUUUGGGAUCAUAUUUUUAGCAAGGAUGGCAUCGGUUGUUCGCUGGAAAAUCGAAGCAUCGUGAUAACAGAGCCGCAGAUGAAUUUCCACAGCGUUCAAGAGGCCAUGCUUGAGAUGCUGUUUGAAGAGUAUCGCGUAGCAGGCCUUUACAAGACGACGUCUGCUGAGCUGGCCGCCUUCAACUAUGUGGCGGACAGUGAGGAGCGCACCACAAUGCAAUCACUAAAUUGCAUUAUUAUCGAUGUCGGAUAUAGUUUCACACAUGUUGUACCCUUUGUGUUGGGCCGGCGUGUGCUGGAGGGUAUUCGUCGAAUUGAUGUCGGUGGAAAAGCACUAACUAAUCACCUGAAAGAACUGAUUUCGUAUCGCCACCUCAACGUCAUGGACGAGAGUCAUGUGGUUAACCAAAUAAAAGAGGAUGUUUGUUUUGUGGCCGAAGACUUCAAAAAUGCAAUGCGUGUGCAUGAGUGCGACAAGAAACGUAAAGAGAUUGCCGUUGACUAUGUGCUUCCUGAUUUUACUACAUGCAAGCGUGGCUACAUUCGUAUGCCGGGCCAGCCGCGAGAGGAAGAGGAACAUCAACAAAUGGUACCAUUGUGUAAUGAACGCUUUACAGUGCCGGAGCUGCUUUUCAAUCCCUCAGACAUUGGCAUUCAGCAGGUGGGCAUUCCAGAGGCCGUCGUAGAUGCUUUGAAAGCGUGUCCCUGGGAAGCACAUCGUGAGUUGCUGCUUAACAUACUAAUUGUGGGCGGCAGCGCCCAAUUUCCUGGAUUCCUACCAAGACUUAAGCGAGAUUUGCGUUCCUUAGUGCCAGACGAUUUAGAAGUGUCACUUAUAUGCCCCGAAGAUCCUGUUCGCUAUGCUUGGUACGGAGGCAAAGAAGUGGCAACAAGCGUCAACUUUGAAGAAUUUGUUUAUACACGGGAGGAAUACGACGAAUAUGGUAUACAUGGGCUACAUCAGCGAUGACCGCAAAACUGGUUCACGUCAUAUUGUAUGAAUUGGAAAUGCAAUUUUAAUUAUUGAGCUCUGAGUUUGUGGGAAAACUUCGUAUUUAUUUUCAACUAUAUAUUUUAACGCAUGU